AUGAACCUGGGGCUUUCUAAAGGAGGAGGAAUCUGUAAAAGGGCAAUCAGCAACAUCUUAUUUGCAUUCUCCCAUGGCUGUGGGGUGGGCUCGAACAACAACUCGAAGAUCUGCGCGGUCUAUGAUGGUCUCACCCUCUGUUUCAACCAUGGGCUAUCGAAGGUGGGGGUUGAAUCUGACUCAAAGAUUGUGGUGGAAAGUCUUAAUCACAUGGUGCAGUUGGCUUGGAAGUGGCGAUACUGGGCCGCCUGCAUAGCCAGCCUGCAGAAGAAGGGGUUGUUUCGUUUUGUCCAUAUCUUGCGAGAAGGAAAUGGACCGGCAGAUGGGCUGGUCAAAGAAGGCAACGAUAUUCAAGGGAGUAGAUUUUAUAGGGAGGUCUUUGAGCUCCCCAUCCCUAUCUAG
This is a messenger RNA of Magnolia sinica, 402 nucleotides long. RefSeq lists its product as uncharacterized. The transcript has a single exon. The record is from RefSeq and is a predicted model, not a curated record. Gene Ontology annotation, molecular function: nucleic acid binding; RNA-DNA hybrid ribonuclease activity. Bases 1 to 402 code for a protein of 133 amino acids. NCBI's taxonomy places the organism in Eukaryota, Viridiplantae, Streptophyta, Magnoliopsida, Magnoliales, Magnoliaceae.